This is a messenger RNA of Acanthopagrus latus (yellowfin seabream), 5588 nucleotides long. It is a transcript of the gene col18a1a, whose product is annotated as collagen type XVIII alpha 1 chain a. The record is from RefSeq and is a predicted model, not a curated record. Bases 111 to 4424 code for a protein of 1437 amino acids. The transcript is spliced from 41 exons. Lineage: Eukaryota; Metazoa; Chordata; Actinopteri; Spariformes; Sparidae.
CUGGAAAGUGUGUGUGUGAGGAGUGUAGUAGCUGUGUGGAUAUGUCAUAGUUCACUCUGGGAGCCUCAUAAAGCAGGUGGACGUGGUCAAGACUGGACAUUAUAUCUAAGAUGAGGACCCAGUUUGGAGUUUUACUUUUGUUGGCCCUGUGGGUGGUCCACACUGAUGCUUGGUUCUGGUCCUGGACUGGUCCUACAACUUUGCCCCCAACAGUGGACAAUGAGGGAUCUGGCAGUCAAGCAGGUAGUGGAGAACCACCAUCAGAGAAUAUUGCAAGGACUGGACUGGAGAUAAUUGAUGAGGGACAUGGCAUCCAAAAGGUUGUGCAGACUUUGGAUGAGACCACUCAGGCUCCUCGGCUGACCACCACAACACAACCAGAAAAUGAACAUGCUUCAGAAAAGGGAGCAGCUGGGAUUUCAUCACGCAAACAUAAACCUGAAGACAGUGGGGUCUCCCUGCUGCAGCUGAUUGGGGACCCUCCUCCAAGUGAGAUCAGGCGGAUCUACGGAUUCGACAACAUCCCCGGGUAUGUCUUUGGUCCCGAUGCCAACACAGGCCAGUUGGCCCGCGCCCACCUGCCGAGCCCCUUCUUCAGAGACUUUGCCCUUAUCUUCUACCUGAAACCCACCUCGGACAGGGGCGGCGUCAUCUUCUCCGUCACAGACGCCUCACAGCAGAUCAUGUAUGUGGGUGUUAAACUGUCCGCCGUGCAGGGCGGCAACCAGAACGUCAUCCUGUACUACACAGAGCCCGACUCCCAGCAGUCCUACGAGGCGGCCAGGUUCCUUGUACCCUCCAUGAGGGAUACUUGGACUCGUUUUGCCAUCGCUGUGAGGGACGAGAAGGUGAUGUUCUACCUCAACUGUGACGCAGACCCUCAGGUGACGCGCAUCGAGAGGUCCCCGGACGAGAUGGAGCUGGAGGCUGGAGCGGGAGUCUUUGUCGGGCAAGCUGGAGGAGCUGAUCCGGACAAGUUUCUGGGGAUGAUCGGUGAGCUGAGGGUGGUGGGAGACCCUCGUGCUGCCGAGAGGCACUGUGAGGAGGACGAAGACGACUCCGAUAUGGCUUCAGGUGAAGGAAGUGGCUACGUGGAAUCCAAACCUCCAAAACCAGCCGUGGACAAUCCCAGAUGGACGACGACCCCUCCACCUUCCCGACCCAUUCAGCAGCCACCGUUGACCAAGAAGGAGGAAGUGUCAGUUACAAGAGAGACAGGGCCAAGCGGGCCGAAAGGAGAAAAGGGUGACCGAGGGGACAGAGCAGAGAAAGGAGAACGGGGUCCUAUCGGGCCGAAGGGAGAAUCUGGAUUUGGCUUGAGCUCACGAGAUAGAGCCCGUGGAGAGAAGGGGGAACCGGGGGAGAAGGGAUUAAAGGGCAGUGCAGGCUUUGGCUACCAAGGAACGAAGGGAGAGCCUGGACCUCCUGGGCCCCCCGGUCCCGCUGGCCCUCCAGGGCCCGCCACAGAGUUUUCAGUCGGCAGUGAUGGCUCAGUUUCCUCCAGAGGCCCCGGACCCCGGGGACCACCUGGACCACCAGGUUCUCCGGGCCCCAAAGGACCACCAGGAAAUGAUGGAGAGCCAGGCGAUCCUGGUGAGGAUGGAAAAACUGGUCCUGAGGGACCUCCAGGCUUCCCUGGCACCCCUGGUGACACUGGACCUAAAGGAGAGAAGGGAGACCGUGGAGAUGGUCAACCUGGCCCAAGGGGACCUCCAGGACCUCCAGGACCCCCAGGACCAGGACUCAGAUCUACUUUUGUGGACAUGGAGGGCUCAGGGUUCCCCGAUCUGGACUCUAUUCGGGGAUUGCCAGGCCUCCCAGGUCCCCCUGGUCCCCCUGGUCCUCCUGGUCCCUCAACAGCAACCACAGGAUUGAGCUCUGGGGCAUUCGGACCACCAGGAAAGGAUGGAGCGCCCGGUCAACCGGGCUUGGCGGGUCUUCCGGGUACUGAUGGCCUCCCAGGUGCUCCUGGUCCCAAGGGAGAAAAGGGUGAUUCAGGCGAGCUUGGUCUUCCAGGAGCAAUUGGACAGAAGGGAGCUCAAGGAGAACCUGGUGUACCCGGAACUCCAGGAGAGGCCGGACUGGCUGGUCUGCCUGGACCCAUGGGACCAGUUGGGCCACCUGGACCUCCCGGGCCUCCAGGACCAAGUUAUCGUGUUGGAUUUGACGACAUGGAGGGCUCGGGUGGAGGCUUCGGCAACGGACUUCCUGGAGUCAGAGGACCAGAAGGAAGACAGGGAUCUCCUGGUCUGCCUGGACUUCCAGGUAAACCUGGGCUUCCUGGUUUGCCGGGUCAGAAGGGCAGUGAAGGUUCUGUAGGAAGGGAUGGACAGCCAGGAUUGGACGGCUUCCCUGGACCUAAGGGACCGAAAGGUGACAAAGGUGACAAAGGAGAGACGGGUGAUCCAGGUCGAGAUGGAACUGGACAUCCAGGUCCGCCUGGCCCACCUGGCCCACCGGGACAAAUCAUCUACAGGACUUCUGACAAUGUGGACAUUGCUGCUGGAGGUGCCGGGCCUCAGGGAGGACCUGGUUUACCCGGUCAGGCUGGAUUCCCUGGUCCUAUUGGACCAAAGGGUGACAGAGGAGACCCCGGCCCUGUGGGCUACGGAGUGAAGGGUGAGAAGGGUGAGCCAGGCUUAAUAGUCGGACCUGAUGGAAAUCUUCUGUCUCUGGAGGGGCUAACAGGUGUGAAGGGAGACAGAGGACCAGCUGGACCCGUUGGACCCACUGGCCCGUAUGGACCUCCUGGACCAAAGGGUGAAAUUGGAAUGCCUGGGAGACCCGGUCGGCCUGGUGUAAAUGGAUACAAGGGUGAGAAAGGAGAUCCGGGUGUUGGUUCUGGCUACGGCUACCCGGGCGUCCCUGGCCAACCAGGCCCACCUGGACCACCCGGACCUCCUGGGCCCGCCAUUCCCAUUGAUCGCUUCAGUCGCUACGACGAUGCGUCAAGGAAUUACCCAGCGACCAAAGGAGAAAAAGGAGAGCGUGGUGAUCGCGGUAUUCCAGGAAUUCCAGGAGCAGCCUCUAAUUUCGACAUUUACGCAUUCAAGAAUGAACUGAAGGGAGAGCGUGGAGAGACAGGGGUGAAGGGAGAGAAGGGAGAGCCCGGUGGUGGAUAUUAUGACCCACGUUUUGGAGGAGUGCAAGGUCCACAAGGGCCUCCUGGCAAACCUGGCCUGCCGGGUCCAAAAGGAGAUCCAGUAAUGGGUCCUCCUGGACCCCAGGGGCCACCAGGGCCUCCAGGGGUUGGUUACGAUGGGCGUCCAGGUCCUCCAGGACCACCUGGACCUCCAGGACCCCAGUCUCCCUCACUUCCUGGAGCUGGAGCAUACAGACCCAAUCACCCUGUCAGUGUUCCUGGACCUCCAGGUCCUCCUGGUCCACCUGGAAUUCCUGCUCUCAACUCUGGGGUCAGCGUUUUGAGGUCAUAUGAUGUAAUGAUUGCGACGGCCAGACGUCAGGCAGAGGGCAGCCUCAUCUACAUCAUAGACAAAGCAGACCUGUAUCUGAGAGUUCGCGAUGGACUGCGACAAGUCAUGCUCGGAGAGUACAGUCCCUUCUUCAGAGAUCUGGAGAACGAGGUGGCAGAGGUCCAGCCCCCUCCUGUGAUCCUGUACCCUCAGUCCCAGGACCAGUCUCAGAGCAACGGAGCUGGACAUUACUCUCAGGGUGGCUCCUCCAUACGACCCAUCGAGCCGCCACCUCAGCCACCUGUGGAGCCCAGAUACCCUCCACAGUACGACCCCAGAUUCCCAGACCCGAGGCAUACGGGUCAGACAGAUGGAGGAUUAGACACCGAGCAGCCUGAGAAGAGAUACCUUGUGACUCGUCAGCGGAGACCCAGCCCGCCUGUAGUGCAUCCUGUCGGUCAUGCAGACACAUCAGGAUCAGGACUACACCUCAUCGCCUUGAACGCCCCUCAAAGCGGUAACAUGCGAGGGAUCCGCGGGGCAGACUUCCUGUGCUUCCAGCAGGCUCGCGCUAUCGGCCUGAAGGGGACCUUCAGAGCGUUCCUGUCCUCCAAGCUUCAAGACCUCCACACCAUCGUCCGCAGGUCGGACAGGGACAGCCUACCCAUCCUGAACCUCAAGGACCAAGUGUUGUUCAACAGUUGGGAGUCUAUAUUUGGUGACGACGCGAGCAAAAUGAGGGAGAACGUACCGAUCUACUCCUUCGAUGGUAGAGACAUACUCAGGGACAGCGCAUGGCCAGAGAAAAUGGUCUGGCACGGAUCGAGCAACAAAGGCCACCGGCAAACAGACCACUACUGCGAGACGUGGCGAGCAGGCGACCGCGCUGUGACCGGUCUGGCAUCGUCGCUACAGAGCGGCCACCUCCUGCAGCAAAGCUCCACCAGCUGCUCCGGCUCCUACAUCGUCCUCUGCAUUGAGAACGCCUUCACAACACACUCCAAAAAAUAAAUCCCGUCCAUCCUGUUUUGUUUUUUUUUUUUGUUUUUUUUGUUUUUAUCAUGUUUUUGUUUUGUUUUUUUUGUUUGUUUUUUUGUUCUGGGCCCUAGUUAAACACUUUUUUUAAAUUCCCUGGUAACACGCCUUGUGAACAUGUGGCGUCGAUGAACUGGCCCUGUGGCUCUUUGCCUGGCAGCGACGCUUUGCAUCGUCUGCUCCUCCCCUCCACAAACGCCAAAGAGAUGGGUCGAACGGAGGGGGUGUUGGUCCUUUUUCUCGGGGGCAUCGGCACAUAGUUUCUGCAAGGGGUGAAACGAGAGCGGAGAAGCUAAACGCGUUCUCAAAUCGUAUCCAUUUUUUUAAAAAAAGAAUUCUGUAUAUUACAUGUUUGUCGUUUGUGAUUUUCCUGUUUAUUUUUUUUUUUGACGUUAUCAAUGUUUUACCUUUUGAAACUGUUUAUAAUAAUGCUAUAUCCAUCCUGUUAUUGUUUUUAUUUUUUAGGUAUUGAUCAUUUCCACCAUUUGUUUUCCAAUUUCUUGUUAGAAUUGUGGGCUAUGACGGGGUGCAGCAAACUUUUUAAAGACUAUUUUAAAAAUUUAAAGAAGAUACUAGAUAUUUAUUUUUAAAUGAAGUUAUCUAAGAACAAAAAAAAAAAUGAUUGGAAAAUGAAAAUAAAUGCGUGACACCCUCAUUUUUAUUCUACACAGCGCAGACCAUUUAAUUCUUCCUUAAAAGAGCUUCUGAUCUGAAUCUGUGCCUCAGUACACAAACCAGGACUGUUUUUUGUUUUUUUUGUUUUUUUUACAAAAUAAGCUCAUAUAAUGAACCACUUCUUUUGUAUUCAUUAUUCCACAAAUAUGUAAAUGUCACAGCCGUUUCUGCUCAAGUGCGUUCAGAUUGCUUUUACUUCACGCUAAAUUUAAAUGACCUUGUUGGACACAGACACCACUGUAAUGAAUAAUCCCACAUCCAGAGGGCAAGACUCCUUCGAGCUGAAAUUGAGCCUUUUGAAUUGAAAAUGAUGAUUUUUUUUUUGAUUUUUUUUUACCACUUUAUUAAAAACCUAUCAGUGAGUAAGCUGGAAAAUGAUUAGUUUGCUGCUAAUCUUUGUUGGACUGAUUGCUGUCACGGAUGUGGGGGGGACAGGAAAAAAAUAAAUAAAAACAGUAUGUUACA